Carassius gibelio (silver crucian carp) is the source of this 567-nucleotide messenger RNA. Its product is annotated as fucolectin-1-like. The record is from RefSeq and is a predicted model, not a curated record. Bases 1 to 567 code for a protein of 188 amino acids. Lineage: Eukaryota; Metazoa; Chordata; Actinopteri; Cypriniformes; Cyprinidae. The transcript is spliced from 4 exons.
AUGCAUGCUCUCGUCAUAUCUGACCAUCACAAGUAUCUGGUUGAUGAUUUAACAAACAAGAUGGAGGAACUCUCUUAUCUGUUCUUACUUUUGGAGAAUUUGGCAUUAAAAGGAAAAGCUGUACAGUCAUCCAUAUAUUCCACUUGGGGAGCUUCAAACGCCAUCGACGGCAUCAGAUACGCUCCAGGUCCAGGCUCAACCUGCUCCCACACAGAUAACGAGCUCAACCCGUGGUGGAGGCUGGACCUGCUGGAUUCUUACCACAUUUACAACGUGACCAUCACCAACAGAGCCGACUGCUGUCCGGAGCAAACGACUGGAGUAGAGAUCCGCAUCGGAAACUCUCUGGAAAACAACGGCAACAACAAUCCCAGAUGUGGUGUCACUUCACUUGUUCCAGCAGGCAGUUCUGUCAGUUUCUUUUGUGGUGGAAUGGAAGGUCGUUAUGUGAACAUGUACAUUCCUGGCAUCCAGAGAAAUCUCGUGCUGUGUGAGGUGGAGGUUUAUGGAACAGGCUUACAGGAAAUGUCUAUAAACAUCAUGAAUAAUGUCCUGGCAGAAAGUUAG